Messenger RNA from Protopterus annectens (West African lungfish), 3162 nucleotides. Its product is annotated as riboflavin transporter 2-like. Lineage: Eukaryota; Metazoa; Chordata; Ceratodontiformes; Protopteridae. Gene Ontology annotation, molecular function: riboflavin transmembrane transporter activity. Gene Ontology annotation, cellular component: plasma membrane. Gene Ontology annotation, biological process: riboflavin transport. The transcript has 4 exons. Bases 258 to 1622 code for a protein of 454 amino acids. The record is from RefSeq and is a predicted model, not a curated record.
CAAGGACUUGGAGAAAUCCAGUGACUGCAUGAAGAAGGUGCAAAAGAAAGCAUUCCCCUACCAUCUCAAACACUUGGGAGUACAGCCUAUAAAAGUAGUACACUACAAAAAAGAAGGGCAGAAAUCUACCAUUGACUGCACCAUUCUGAGGUGCAGGGCACUACAAAGGAUCUCCAUAAUCCUCAUCACAGGUUUCACCAUCAUCUCAGCAUGCAUUUACAAGAAGUAUCUAGAAAAUAAAGCUACAGACUGACAUUAUGGCGCUGUUUGUUCAUGUCUUAGCAUGCCUCUUUGGAAUGGGAUCCUGGGUGGCCAUCAAUGGAAUGUGGGUGGAGCUACCCUUAGUCGUCUCUGAAGCACCGGAGGGAUGGUAUCUCCCAUCAUACCUCUCAAUUUUGAUCCAGCUGGCCAACUUUGGACCUUUAUUUGUGACACUGAUGCAUAAGUUUCAACCCGGCAAACUAAAUGAAUUGGUGGUGAUUUAUACAAUCAUUAUCAUUGGGAUCCUGGCUUGUCUUUUCCUGACAUUCUUUUGGAAGGUGACAACUAUUGUAGCCGGUGCUUCACGCAGCACUGCUCUUCUCAUAUUAAUGUUCUUCCUUUCAAUUGUCGAUUGUACCUCAUCAGUGACCUUCUUGCCAUUCAUGAUGAGACUUAAAACCCCAUACCUGACCACCUACUUUAUCGGAGAGGGACUGAGUGGUCUUGCACCAGGUCUGGUGGCCUUGGGUCAAGGUAUUGGAAUGCUCCAGUGUGUAAACCGAAGCUUGUCAGCUAAUAAUGAAAGUUCCAUCAAUGAAAACGAAGCAUUCAAAACUGAGGCACACUAUUUGCCAGCGAACUUUUCUGCUGAAGUUUUCUUCCUGUUCCUCAGCGGGAUGAUGAUCGUCUGUUUGGUAGCUUUCAUUCUUCUUAAUCACUUACCAAAGGCACGACGGGAGCACUCCAAUGAAAUGGACCCAAGACAACCAAAAACGAUUGUAAAACAAAACAGGGAGAAAAAUUCCCAAACUCAAGAUGAAAAGCCAAUGAUAAGUUCUAACGUUGGUCCCAGGAAGAAGCUGCACAGUUCAUUUGGGACCGGCAAAUAUUCUUGGACUCAGGUCAUCUUUAUUUUUGUAAUUCUAGCCUGGGUAAAUGCUUUGACAAAUGCAGUCUUGCCAUCAGUUCAGUCUUACUCAUGUCUUCCCUAUGGCAACACAGCCUACCAUCUGUCAGCAAGUCUGUCUGCUCUAGCAAAUCCACUGGCUUGCUUUAUUGCCAUGUUCCUGCCUAACAGGUCUUUGCUGCUGAUGGGUGGGCUGGUGCUCACCGGGACCGGAAUUGCUUGCUAUGUAAUGGCGAUGGCUGUGUUAAGUCCCUGCCCCCUCUUGCUCAACUCUCACCCCGGGGUGCUACUCAUUGUUUUGUCUUGGGUGUUGUUUGUGGGAACCCUCUCCUAUGUGAAAGUGAUGAUUGGUAUCAUUCUCAGAGAUGAAGGCCACAGCGCCCUCGUGUGGUGUGGAGCAACUGUGCAGCUAGGAUCCAUGCUUGGUGCUCUUACUAUGUUCCCGUUAGUCAAUGUAUAUGGUAUGUUCCAGUCUGGUGACCCUUGCAACACAGUCUGCUCAGCUGACCUGUAGUUUUCUGUGAGCCCAAGCCUAAUUACUGGACUUGAUCUACAAAUUAUGAAAGAACAAAAUAUAUCACAUCUCAAAGUAUCAGUUUAUUCAGAUGUAUAACGAUGCUGAUUUGUUUUUUUUUAAUAUUUCAGGACAGACUGUCUCAAGCAUUUUAAGACUGUAUACACUGGAAUUUUCUACAGAAUACUGCCAAUCUGUCUCUCUCAUUUACAAGGGACCUUUAAGGAAAUGCCAGAAAAAAGACAAUAUGAAUUUUAAUUAGGCUGGAACUUGCAGAGAGAGCUUUUCAUGUCAGCAGGACUUCUGUGUUUGUGGUGUUCGCAUCACUGCAGCACCCCAAUGCUUCACCUAUCUGUAUAAUUUCUGCUUCAGCCAUUAGGAUACAUUUCGGGUAUGGACUAUUCAUCAGAAAGGUGGGACUUUAAGUUAUGCCACUUCCUACUGUUUAUCAAGCACACAGCAAACUAAGUUUAUACAGCACACCACAUGGAAUAAUUUCAGCAAUUACACCACUGUUUUGUAUAACACACUGAACUAUAACCAGUUUAGCAGAGGCUUGAUAUGAGAAGUACCAGGCAAAAUCCAAAUACUACAUAUACAUAUUAGUUCGACAGAAAGAUUGGGGCUUGGCAUAAUGGUUAAGGUGUGUAACUCACAGACAUGAGGUACAGUGUUUGAUUCUCACCUUUGGGAAGGAAAUUAGUUAGGCUUAAAUGGCCUAUUAAGAAAGCUAGGGUAGCAGUUGGCUAUGAGCUUAUGUCAAUUCCCCUGUGGCAUUAUUAAUUAAUACAUAGAGUGGAGAGGUUCAUGUCUCAUUUUAUCAUGGAUUUGAUUCCGAUUUGUUAUAAGUAAGCAAUUACAAAACAUUUGUCGUUGGGAGGUUGGUAUAAUGGUUAAGGUGUUUACCUUACAAACACAAGAUGUAGGGUUUGAUUCUCAAGUGGGGUAACUAGCAACUUUUAAAAUGACCCACAAGGACAGUUAACUUAGUAUUAACCUAUGAACAACCAUCAACAGAAAAUUCCCAGAUAGUAUGUGUGCAUUUAUAUUACAGCUGGAAUAUCACUAAGCUAACACAAUGCAACUUCACUUUGAGUAAUAUGCUGUAGGAGAGGUCACCAAAUUAGCACAACUUUAAUGUGCAUUACAUCUCUCUGCACAGAACAUAUAGUACUAUUUUAUGUACACAAUACUUGCCAAGACCAGAGACAAUACACCACAACUGUAACUAGUAUACCAUUCUUAUGUGGGAUAAUUAUAUUACCUUGCAUGCCAGACAAGCCAAUAAAUAAAAUCCACUAACUACAAAUAUCUCUUUUUAAGGAUGGCCCAGGAACAUAAGUCUACACAGUAUGCUAAGGGAAAACAAACUGAGAACGACAUGAUGAAAUCUGUCAGCACUUCACAGCCUUGACCAUCUGUGCUGCACAUCCAUGUUCUAGAGUGUAUGACACGUUUGAAUUUUACCAAAGAUGCUAAUGUAAAAUACAAAUGAACAGGAUUUGUUUAACAGCCCCUAUAGCAAAUUCCAGGUAGCAUA